CCCACCAUUCUUCCAAUGUCGGAGUCCCUUGUACUGAAUGAAAUCCUAUCCAGUUGCCGAUAACAGCCGAGUUGUCCUCAUCUUUGUCAACCAUUUAUAAAUCCCUCCAUCAAGUGGGCAUUUCACCAUGAUGCGACAGCAACCUACUUGGACGACCUCGCCCACAAUGACCAGCAUCAGUGACCUCCCCAUGAGUGUCGCCAUCCCAUCGCUCAUCGUGGGGUUUUCUCUUGCGUGGCUUUUCGGCUAUAAAGUGUGGCGCAAUGCCCGACUCUUUCCGGGGCCAAUCGGUCUGCCGUUGCUCGGCAACGUCCAUCAAAUACCCCUCGUGUCUCAGCAUACCACUUUCGCAGAAUGGGAGAAACGCUACGGGUCAAUUAUCUACGUGCGCAUAUUACAGCGACCGGUCCUCUUCCUCAACUCGGUCGAGGCAGCCAACGAUCUUAUGGAUACCAAGGGCGCGAAUUACUCAGACAGGCCGCCCCUGGUAUUCUUGCGCGAGUCGCUCGGUCUGGGGAUCAUCACUCCUCUUCUCCCCUACGGCGCACAAUGGCGGCGGCAUCGAAAGUGGAUGCAAACCGCGCUGUUGGAUAAGCGUGCCUUGGACUCGUAUCGCGAGAUGCAAAUCAAACAGGUCCGCCGCUUGCUCUGGGAACUCAUCCAGAGUCCGGAGGAUUUUGAGACGCAUAUUAAGAGAUACGUUGGCGCCUUCGUGCUGCGCAUAACGUAUGGACGUACAUCUGGAUCCUCACAGGAUGAGGAAUUCAUCAAAAUGGCGGCACAGGCGGUCGCAGAUGCCACAGGGGCAGGAAACCUUGGUGCUGCAUUGAUUGAUUUCAUUCCGAUGUUGAGAUAUCUUCCUGCUUGGAUGCCCGGGGCUGGAUUCCAACGAAAGGCUCUCCGUAUCAAGCACUCUAUACGGAAUGCUAUGGAGAUCCCUUAUAAAUCGGCCAAGGAAGCGGUGGUACCUGGGACUGAAAAGGCAUGCUUUGUUACCUCAGUCUUGCAACAGUUGCGGCAGACUGGAGAGCUGACUGAAGAGGAUGAAAACGAUCUUGUGGCAGCUGCGGGCGGUCUGUUUUUAGCUGGCAUUGAGACGAGUAUAACGGUCCUCCUUGCGUUCGUCCUCGCGAUGGUUCUCCACCCAGAAGUCUGCAAGAAAGCACAAGCAGAGAUUGAUAGUGCCAUUGGUCUGACACGGCUCCCGGAUUUUGGGGACAGGGCCUCGUUGCCAUAUGUCGAACGAAUGUUGCAAGAGCUAUUGCGGUGGAGCUGCCCUGUUACUUUAGGAGUUCCGCAUCAGUCCAUCGCGGAUGACGAGUACCUAGGGCGCCACAUACCUGGAGGCACCAUGAUCGUGCCGAACAUAUGGUCCAUGACGCGCAAUCCCCAUCCAUAUCCAGAUCCGGAAACGUUCCGCCCGGAGCGCUUUGACGAGCUAGACGCGACGACCCUAGAUUUGCAUGAUCCGUCCAAGCUCGUCUUUGGAUUCGGCCGGCGCAUCUGUCCGGGACGCUACUUGGCCGAUUCGACCAUCUGGCUCGUGAUGGUGAGCAUCCUUGCCUGCUUCGACAUCUCCAAAGCCGUGGACGAGGAAGGGAACGAGAUUACCCCCACCGCCUCGUUCGACUCAGCCGCCGUCAGACACACGAAACCAUUCAAGUGCAAGAUCAGCCCACGAUCACAUUUCAACGUCGAGCAUCUUGCGGUGUAGAGGCAAUCACUCAG
Messenger RNA from Laetiporus sulphureus 93-53, 1728 nucleotides. Its product is annotated as cytochrome P450. NCBI's taxonomy places the organism in Eukaryota, Fungi, Basidiomycota, Agaricomycetes, Polyporales, Laetiporaceae. The transcript has 13 exons. The coding region runs from base 128 to 1714 and encodes 528 amino acids. The record is from RefSeq and is a predicted model, not a curated record. Gene Ontology annotation, molecular function: heme binding; iron ion binding; oxidoreductase activity, acting on paired donors, with incorporation or reduction of molecular oxygen.